Protobothrops mucrosquamatus (brown spotted pit viper) is the source of this 876-nucleotide messenger RNA. RefSeq lists its product as uncharacterized. Lineage: Eukaryota; Metazoa; Chordata; Lepidosauria; Squamata; Viperidae. The record is from RefSeq and is a predicted model, not a curated record. The coding region runs from base 11 to 625 and encodes 204 amino acids. The transcript is spliced from 3 exons.
AGCAAAAGAAAUGCCCACGUCUAGGCCAGGAAAGCAGGCUGGGAAAGCAAAAGGGCGGGGAAGAUCUGUCCCCAGUUAUAACGUGGCUGGAGAAAGCCAGACGGAAGGGGAAGCUAAGAUGAAAAGCAGUGGCCGAGUUUCAGAAGCUGUGAAUGGGAUAAAGCAUGAGCAGAAAGCAUCGGCUAGUCUUGGGCCAUCUCAGUUGGCUUUUGACAAGGAUGCCACCGUGUCCAGCCCCCAACCUGGCCAUGAUGGUCAUGGGUCUCCUGACAUAGACAGACCUUCGUUUAGUGACAGCAUUGACAUUUUACUGGAUUCUCCCUGGAGUGGAAAUGGCAGUGGUGACACAGCCCAAGACGGAGGCCCUGGUUCCAGGAUGCUACCCCCCUGUGUGGGCUGCACCAUGUUGAAGGCUGAGUUGGAUACAGUACGUGAGGAGCUCCGAUUAACCCAAGCUUCUACACUGUAUGGGUUGAGCGGUUCCUCUUUGCAGGACAUAUCAGAGGCUCUUGGCACUGUUGUACGGAUCCUGAACAACACAAAAUCUUUACCAGGAACAAACACAUCCCAGAACAUUGCUGAAAUCCCUAGUAGGCCAGUAUGGCGGGAAAGAAAUCAUCUCUGAAACCUUGCAUGGACCGAAUGUACCCCCAAAUCAAGAAAUUCAGCAGCAAUAUAAAUAUUAGAAGCUCCUGAUUUAAAAGGAGAGUGAAAAGCAGCCUUUCCUCUUGAUUGCCUGAGACUUACAACUAUCCCUGCCCAUGAUUCCCUAUCCCUUUCCCAUCCUGUUGGAUUGCUUAGGCUACAGCAGGCUCUGAACCAGAUGCUCUUUCCCUGCUAUGGUGCAAAUGUUGUCAUUCCUUUAUCCUUUUACUG